Molecule: messenger RNA, 516 nt
Organism: Phragmites australis (common reed)
Lineage: Eukaryota; Viridiplantae; Streptophyta; Magnoliopsida; Poales; Poaceae
Product: major pollen allergen Lol p 11-like
Exons: 2
Coding region: 1-516 (171 amino acids)
Source: RefSeq, a predicted model, not a curated record
AUGCCGCAGCUGCGUAGCCUGAUCGCGCUGCUCCUGACCUUCUCGGCCGUGGCCGCCGUCGCCAGCGCCGCACCGCCCGCGCCUGGCCCGCCGGAAUUCCUCGUCACCGGCGUCGUCUACUGCGACACCUGCCGCGCCGGGUUCGAGACCAACGUCUCCCACAGUCUCAAAGGCGCGACGGUGCAGAUAGAGUGCAAGCACUUCGAGUCGCAGGAGGUGCACCACAAGGCGGAGGCGACGACGGACGCGUGGGGGUGGUACAAGGUGGAGGUUGGGGAGGACCACCAGGAGGAGAUCUGCGAGGUGGCGCUGCUGCGGAGCCCCGAGGCGGACUGCGCCGAGAUCGAGCGCUCCCGCGAUCGCGCCCGGGUACCGCUCACCCGGAACAACGGUAUCAAGCAGAGCGGCAUCCGCUACGCCAACUCCAUCGCCUUCUUCCGUAAGGAGCCGCUCAAGAACUGCGGCGAGAUCCUCCGCAAAUACGACCUCUACGACGAUUCCUCCGAGAACCCCUAG